Triplophysa dalaica is the source of this 1116-nucleotide messenger RNA. RefSeq lists its product as uncharacterized. Gene Ontology annotation, biological process: peptide antigen assembly with MHC class II protein complex; antigen processing and presentation of exogenous peptide antigen via MHC class II; immunoglobulin production involved in immunoglobulin-mediated immune response. Gene Ontology annotation, molecular function: MHC class II protein complex binding. Bases 246 to 986 code for a protein of 246 amino acids. Lineage: Eukaryota; Metazoa; Chordata; Actinopteri; Cypriniformes; Nemacheilidae. The transcript is spliced from 6 exons. The record is from RefSeq and is a predicted model, not a curated record. Gene Ontology annotation, cellular component: MHC class II protein complex.
GGCCAAUCGCUGCUUGUCCGUCUGGGCGCGAGGUACAAUGACUCGCAAUUCUAUUGGUCGACGCGCUGGCGCCUAAGUGCGGGGAGAAUUUUUCAGCUCAUCUAUUAGUUGGACAAGAUGUCAGUCAUUUUCAGACCGUAACUCCAUUGGCACUAAUGUUACCGAGGCUGAGAUAGGAGGUUAUCUGGAAUCUGCCAUCUCUAAGCUGGAUUCAGCCUCGCUUUUAAAGAGAUUUAAAGAAGAUCAUGAUGUCCAUAAAAAUGUUAAGAGCACUCGUGUUAAAUCUGCUGUUUCCACAGACCAUCAUAACGUGGACAGACUACCAUGCCGUAAACGUCCUGGCCUAUACUCGGAAGAAGGGAAAUGGUUCCAUGGACCAAGGAGUGGUUGUUUUGGUCAACGAUGCCAUUUUCGCAUACUUUGACCAGAAAAAACAAACUUUUAUUCUACGUCCUAGUUCGAGCGCAGGCUUCUCUGUCCUGGAGAAACGCUCCGGCACCUUCUGCCUGACCGAGGUCUUCAAGGGAUUCCUUAGACAGGCUAAAUAUCUGGAGAAGUUUCAAGAUGAUGCACAGUCAUCAGAGCCACUUUUAGCACGUCCUUCUGUUGAAGUGUAUACUGAGUUUCCUGAGGAACAGGGAAAAGUGAAUACCCUUUACUGCUACGCAACUGGGUUCUACCCCGGAGACAUAGAAAUGGAUCUUUUUGUUAAUGGUGUUAAUGUGAAGGGAGAGACCUCUGAUUUAAUGUAUGGGCAAGACUGGACUUACAGAAUAUACAAGCAUGUAACCAUCGCCCCAGAGCCCGGAGACAAAUAUAAAUGUGAAGUAAAACAUAGCAGUAUCCCAGAACCCAAAGUGACCGUGUGGGUCCCUGAAUUCUCAGAAUCACAUCUCUACUGGGUUUAUACACUAUUUCUCAGCAUUCUUCUGGGAAUCACUGUGUGUGUCUACAUUUUAAGAAGACAAAGGCCCUUCCAACCAUGAGGAAUUUUAGAAAAACACAUUUCGUGUCUCCACAAAUAUACACCUAUUAUGAUUUUAACAUUUGUGGUGAUUUUUUUGUGAUUUAUUUUUUACUUUUUUUCAGGUUCCUUAAAGAUGUGCUUGUUACUGA